Molecule: messenger RNA, 10829 nt
Organism: Melanotaenia boesemani (Boeseman's rainbowfish)
Lineage: Eukaryota; Metazoa; Chordata; Actinopteri; Atheriniformes; Melanotaeniidae
Product: piezo-type mechanosensitive ion channel component 2
Exons: 54
Coding region: 482-9412 (2976 amino acids)
Source: RefSeq, a predicted model, not a curated record
UUUUCCCGCGCCUGUUUUCAACGAUCCAUUGUUAAGAAGUGUUGUGAGGAUAGUUUAACAGUUUAAAGGUUACUUUCAUAACAAGUUUUUCUUGUUAAAAGAGGGUUAAUUAGACUUGAGGACUUAUUGGUUCCUUUCUCCGGCGUUUUUACGCGUCUUGCCAGCGCAGCUCUCUGCGCACCUGAGUCCGCUGUUGUUCAGUUUGGACAGCGUCAACAUGUCUUCAGCGCUUCUGAGCAGCUAAACUAUCAUGGUGAAAUUAUUUACUAGCGACCUGUCUGCUGUGGCGAACCUCUGUAAAUGCGCUGUCUCCCACUGUGGAAUGGCCGGAGUCCAGGUGUCAUCCAGGGAGAGCCGAUGUGGCCGGUCGGAGGAGCCAGCUGGGAUUUGACAGAGCGCUGGAGACUGGGAUGCGAGAGAAACCUUAGAGGGACAAACUCCGGCUUAUUUUAUCUGGAUUCAACACGGGCUGACCAGAGCCAUGGCCUCUCAAAUGGUGUGCGGAUUGAUCUUCAGGUUGCUGCUGCCGAUAUGUCUUGCAGCUGCUUCCCUGUUCAGGUACAAUGUCCUGUCCCUCGUCUACCUCAUCUACCUCCUGCUUAUUCCUCUCUUCCCAGAGCCCACGAGCACAACAAUGCAAGGCCACACAGGGCGGCUGCUGCAGUCCCUGUGCUUCACCAGUAUGUCCUUCCUGCUGCUCCACAUCAUCUAUCAGAUUACCAUCAACAGCCUCCUGGCUGGGAACUCCAUCUCCGCCAACUUCAGCUGUUCCUCGUGGGAGAGCUCUAUAAGACAAAUUGGUUUUGAGAGCGUGAUUGGUGCAGAUGCAGGGAACGGCAUCCGAGUGUUCAUCCCUGACAUCGGCAUGUUCCUGGUUGGCUUGGCCAUCUGGCUGCUGUGUCGCAGUCUGGUCCAGAAGAGGCCACCGGAGGACAUGGCUCAAUACAACACAGACUUUCAGGCAGAGGAACAAGAAGAAGAUGAAAAACUGAGCCUGGAUGACAACAACAUCUUGCUGGAGGAGGACUUUGAAGCGGGAUAUGAGGCUGAGGAGGAUGAAGACAACGAGGAGCCGUAUGGGGAAGAGGAAGAAGUGGGGGAGGAAGAAGAGGAAGCGAAAGAGAGCACAAAGAUGAAGAUUCUGCGGCUGGUGGCUGAAGUGGCUUCCAAGGUGAAGGAGAUUAUUGGGAACUUGAUCACCACAGCAGGGAUGGUGGUGAUUACCAUUUUACUGGGCAUGACAGGAAUCAUGCUGCCAUCUGUGACCUCUUUUGUUUACUUCUCCAUGUUCCUGUUCCUGUGCACCUGGUGGUCCUUCCGCCGGACCUUCAACACGCUCAUCUUCAGCUGCAUGUGCGUUCUGAUGGCCAUCUUCAGUGCUGGACACCUCACCGUGCUCUACCUGUACCAGUUCCAGUUCUUUCAGAACUCCGUUCUACCGAGCGACAACUACACCAGAAUAUUUGGCAUCUCCCCCAUUGUUCAGACCAACUGCUCCUACACAUGGAAGUUAACAGUGCACCAGGGGCGUAAGUGGAACCACUAUGUCAAUCCCAUCAUGCUGCUGAUUCUCUAUUACACCCUGGCAACGCUCAUCCGCCUCUGGCUGCAGGAACCUGUUGACCAGCUGAUGGACGACAAGGAUGAUGAUAUGUGUGAGGAGGAGGAGGACGAGGGCGGAAACACAGUGAAUAACUCAGCCAACAAGAAGAGGCAGCUGUGGUGGGAAUCUCGCCAGGGCACAGAUGAGAAAAACCUCCUCUCCACCCAGGACGGCAUCAGUACAACUGAGGUUAUGCCUACCGCAAACGGGACAUCCUUCGACUUUGUCACAGCUGAGAAUGGGCCAGUCUGUUUGGACUUGUACUCCACCCCCCAGUAUAAAAUGGACCAGAGCACAGACAAUACAGAGAAAAAAGAAGAGUGUGUGUAUGAGGUGUGUUUGCCACCAGAGGAUUCAGCGUUGAAGGAAUCUGAGGAUGAAGAGAAUGAGAUAAAGAAAAGAGGAGUAGGUGCAUUUGUCAAAAUCUUCAACUUCAUCAUGAAACAGAGCUACAUUUGUGCUCUUAUAGCCAUGAUGGCGUGGAGCAUCACAUACGUCAGCUGGUUGACGUUUGCCUUCCUCAUGUGGUCCUGUGUGUUGUGGAUGGUGAGGGACCGGAGGCGUUACGCCAUGCUGUCUUCUCCCUUCAUGGUGGCUUAUGGCAACUUGCUGAUAGUGCUGCAGUACAUUUGGAGUUUUGAGAACAUGGAAACAAAACCAGGAUUCUUUGUCAAAAAGGAUAACUUGUUUCACUCACUUUCAUCAAAGAUGCUGUGUAUGCUGAGCUUCUGGUUACUGCUCAGACAAACACUCACAGAGAGAGAAGAGAAAUUACAAGAAGACAGUGCAGGUCUUUCAGAUGUUCAUGUGGAGGAUCAGAAGGAGAAGGAGGAAGAGGAGCCUGAGGAAGGAGGGGAGCCAGACCUCAUGCAGGUUCUUGGGAACAUGGUGAUGGCUCUGAUGGUCAAAUAUUGGAUCUACCUCUGCGGCGGCAUGUUCUUCUUCGUCAGCUUUGAGGGAGACAUUGUCAUGUAUAAGAUCAUCUACAUGAUGAUGUUCCUCUCCUGUGUGGCACUCUACCAGGUGCAUUUUGAGUGGUGGAGAAGGAUCCUGAAGUACUUUUGGAUGUCAGUGGUGAUGUACACCAUGCUCGUCCUCACUUUGGUCUACACCUUCCAGUUCGAGAAUUCAGAUGAUUUCUGGGAGAAAAAUAUGAAUAUACCAAAAGCCAGUUUGAAGGACAUGGGCUUGGAGCAGUUUGAAGUGGCCAUGCUCUUCACCAGGAUUUUCAUUCCCACCUCCUUCCUGCUGGUGUGCAUUCUCCACCUGCACUACUUCCAUGAACGCUUUCUCCAGCUCACAGACCUUCAGGCUGUGGUGGCAAAAGAGGAGAGCACUAUCUACAGACUGGUGGACCCCGAUGGCAGCCUGGCAGACCUGACCAUGCUCAGCGCCAGCUCGGUGGACGUGGCGCUACCCAGAGAGAAGGAGGAGCUGCGUGAAAAACAGGAGGAGCAGAGAGGGUGGGAUUCAGAGAAUGAGAAGGAUCAGGCCCUGGUUGUGGUGAUGGAUGACACCAGCAUGACUGGCGAGAAGGCAAAGAGCUUCUCUGACCAUCGGCAGUCCAGCACAGAGGAAAGCUACCGCUGCAGCGGGACCGAACCGGAGCCGAGCACAGAGCAGAGCUCAGACCUUAAGAGCAAAUGGCACCUGGUGGUCGACCGUCUGACGGUGCUUUUCCUCAAGUUCCUGGAGUAUUUCCACAAGCUCCAGCUCUUCAUUUGGUGGUUACUGGAGAUUCACAUUAUCAAGAUCGUGUCCUGCUACAUUUUUAUGGUCUCUGUCACAGAGGUGUCUUUGCUAAACUGUGUGUUCCUGGCAUCCUGGGCUUUUGCCCUGCCCUUCAGGCAGUAUCGACACCUCGCCUCCAUUGUUUGCACUGUCUGGACGUGUGUCGUCAUUGUGUGUAAAAUGUUGUACCAGCUGAAGACGAUUAAACGUCCAAUUUACAACUGCUCUAUGUCACAACAUUUCACUGAAGAACAAAAAAAAGCGUUGGAGAAUUCUACUUUGUACAAACCAAAUGAUUCAGUCAACUGGUUUGGCCUGGAGAAGUCUGAAGACCUACUGGGAUACCUCAGGAGCAACCUCUUGAUGUUGGCUCUGUUGGCAUUUGAGGUGACAGUCUACCGCCAUCAGGAAUACUUCAGACUGAGGAACAAGCUGUCGCCUCCAGCUGCUAGAAUUAUCUUCCAUGACAUCACACGGCAACACCUGGACAUUGGCAUCGUCUGCUUCAUCAAAUACUUCAUAAACUACUUUUUCUACAAGUUUGGACUUGAGACAUGCCUGCUGUUGGGGGUCAACGUCAUCGGGCAGCGUAUGGACUUCUAUUCCAUGCUUCAUGCCUUUGCCUUGAUUGCAGUCAUAUAUAGACGAAGAAGGAAAGCCAUUGCUGAGAUUUGGUCCAAGUACUGCUUCUUUCUGUCCUGCGUGAUUACCUUCCAGUACUUCGUCUGCCUUGGGAUCCCACCUGCAGCCUGUAAAGAGUAUCCCUGGAGGUUUCCAAACUCCACUACAGACUCAAAUGUAAUCAAGUGGCUCUAUGUCCCGGAUUUCCAAGAGAAGCCAAAUCCGCUCUUCCUUAUCUACGACUUCAUGUUGCUGCUGUGUGCCUCACUGCAAAGGCAGGUCUUUGAGGAUGAAAACAAGGCAGCGGUCCGCAUAAUGGCUGGUGAUAAUGUGGAGAUCUGCAGAGACCUGGACGCAGCCUCCUUUAGUGUCCACAACCCUGUACCCGACUUCAUCCACUGCAGGUCCUACCUGGAUAUGCUGAAGGUCAUCAUGUUCAGCUACCUGUUCUGGUUUGUCCUCACCAUCAUCUUCAUCACCGGAACCACACGCAUCAGCGUUUUCUGUAUGGGUUACCUGGUGGCCUGCUUUUACUUUCUGCUGUUUGGGGGCGAGCUGCUGCUGAAGCCGAUCAAGAAGAUCCUCCACUACUGGGACUUCCUGAUUGCAUACAACAUCUUUGUGAUCACAAUGAAGAAUAUUUUGUCAAUCUUGGCUUGUGGCUACACCGAGUCAUUGAUGGAGAACCAUUGCUGGUUUAUCCAGUUCUUCAGUUUGGCUUGCACCAUCAAGGGAUACAGAAAACCUAUUUCUUACAACUGUGAACUGCCCAAGGAUGAGGCGGGAAUAAUCUGGGACAGCAUCUGUUUUGCCUUCCUGUUGCUACAGAGACGAGUCUUCAUGAGUUACUACUUUCUCCACGUGGUUGCAGAUAUCAGGUCGUCUCAGAUCCUCGCUUCCAGAGGAGCGGAGCUUUUCCAGGCCACCAUAGUGAAGGCUGUGAAAGCCCGGCUGGAGGAGGAGAGUAAAUCUGUGGAGCAGCUGAAGAGACAGAUGGAUCGAAUUAAGGUGAGGCAGCAAAAGUUUAAGAGGGGCAAGGAGAAGAUGCAGAGCCUGGCGCAGGAGUCUGUGGACGGUCAGACAGUUGUCCAGCCUGAAGAGGAGGAGGAUGAUGGAACACAGCCAACGAAAGCCACGACCAAAAAAAAGCAGUGGUGGAGGCCGUGGGUUGACCAUGCUUCCAUGGUUAGAAGUGGAGACUACUACUUGUUUGAAACUGACAGUGAGGAAGAAGAGGAAGAGGAGGAGGGGGAAAAAGAAGAAGAGCCGGCAAAGAAAUCGGCAUUUCAGCGAGCAGUUGGGAAGUUUGUCUCCGCUGUUCUGGCUUUACCCAGGUCUAUCAUUAAGCUGCCUAAAACUGUACUGCAGUAUGUAGUCAAGGCAGGCAAGUUCCUUUACCAUGCUUGGAUCACAAAUCCUAAAGCUGCUCUGAAGGCCCGAGGCAAAGAGAAACGCAAAUUUUGGAGAAAAUACACCAAGAGAGUCAGACACAGGAAAAGCAAGAAAGAUGCAGGUCAUGUUGCUGUAGAGGUAGGAGAGCUGUCUGAUGAACAAGAAAAAGGAGAGAAUGAAAAGAAGCCCAGUGGUCCAGACAACAUCAUCAAGCGAGUGUUCAACAUCAUCAAGUUCACCUGGGUGCUCUUCCAGACGACAGUGGAGAGCUUCACCAGCUGGAUGAAUGACAUGUCUAGGGAGUACAUCGACAUCUCUACAGUGCUGCGAAUUGAGCGUUGCAUGCUAACGCGAGAAGUCAAAAAGGGCAAUGUGCCAAACAGAGAAAGCAUCCACAUUUACUACCAGAAGGCCAUGAGGCUUAACAUGUCCAGACAGGCCAGUUUAGACGAGCUCAGUAUGGAUGGGUCAGCUACGAGCUCCACAAGGGUACGAAGGAGGAGAGGAGGAUAUCGGAUGGAGAGCCAGGAGUCCACCGCCUCCAGAGACAGCAUGUCCAGUGGUUAUACUGAGGCCACAAUGGUUUCCCGCCAAUCCACUCUGGAAGACAUGGAUGCAAUGACAGAGAAAAUUCCCAAAACCAGUGAGCGUGCCAGGCCCAAACUGCGAAAGAUGUACAGCAUGGACAUGUCCAACUCAUCAGCAGACAGUGGCAGCAGCUUCAUAUCCAGCGAAACAACACAGUGUGUUGUACUCUACUCAAGACAGGGUACCACAGACACUAUAGAAGAAGUGGAAGAUGAGCAGGACCAAGGGGAAGACAAGGAGCAAAUUCCCUGGGAAUCCCAACCAUUUGAGGCGUGUCGGGGGGCUGAGGGGGAAUCAUGGAGUGAUGGAGAACCCAGCCAGGAAGAAGCAGAAGUAGAACUAGAAGAGGAGAAGAAGGAGGUGCAGAAGGGACUGGAGGAUGAGGAGGGACUGCAAAAAGUGGAGGUACCUGAAGACCAGGAAAGAGAAGGAGGUCCCUGGGAAUCAUUCAGCCCAGAUGAGGGUCCCUCCACGAGGCUGGAGGAAGCACAGUCAGCCCUCUCUGCUCGGGAGAAUGACUUUGUUACUGAUAGUGACGACGGGGGAGACCAGCAGGACUUCAUGCAGACAGAGGGUACGUCAGGUGUGCUCUACACCCCAGAUACAGAUGCCUCCAAAACUUCAGAUGCCGAUGUGCCUCCCAGCUACAGCAAGGCGGUCAGCUUUGACCGUCUGGAAAUUAGUGAUGAUGAAAGUGACAGUUACAGGAAGAGGCGCAUGAUUAUGACGUCUGACAGCCGCUCAGACAGCAGGUCAGACAUCAUGCUGCCGUCUAUGACCACUGAAAUGACCGCCAGCGAACUACUGCUCACCAAGAUGUUUUAUGAUGAGGAGCUGGAUCAGUCAGAUAAAUUCUACCAAAGCCAGCCUCUGAUCCUUCAGCUGUGCUACGCCCUCUAUAACAUGCUGGUGUCACACUCGGAGUUUGUGUGCUACCUGGUCAUCAUUAUCAACAACAUGAUGUCAGCCUCCUGUAUUACCCUGGUCCUUCCUAUCACCAUCUUCCUCUGGGCCAUGCUGUGUGUGCCUCGGCCCAGUAAGCGCUACUGGAUGACUGCCAUCAUCUAUACUGAGGUCACCAUAGUCAUCAAGUACUUCUUCCAGUUUGGCUUCUUCCCCUUUAACCAGAACUUGAUGAAUAGGAAUAACCCAACUCACGCUCCCAACAUCAUCGGUGUGGAGAAGAAAGACGGUUAUGUCCACUACGACCUGGUCCAGUUACUGGCGCUGUUCUUCCACAGGUCCAUCCUGAAGUGUCACGGCCUGUGGGAUGAAGAUGACCCCAAAGAGAAAAAAGAAGCAGCUCGUCAGAGUGAAACUGAGGAUGAGGGAAAAGACAAGGAAAUGAGUGAGAAAGAGUCUGAACCUCCUUCAUCAGUGAUCAGUGAGAGGAGAGGCUCCACGCACACUUUGAGGUCCUUAAACUUUGGGACCUCCAUAGAUUCAGGACAUGUCCAGAUGCAGUCCUCGCAGCCACAGACCUACCAGCGACGCAAGAGCUCUAGUGGAGGCUCACUUGUUUCUCAUCGAUCUCGUCUUUCUUCUGCAAGAUCUAAGAGAGGAAGUACCACUUCCCACAACAGCAGCCACAAGGAUGGCAGUCAGGCCAGCGUCCAUCAGAAGACCCGCAAACAGAUGAUCCUAGAGAAACUGAGGGAGCAGCUCUUUAAAGUCAAAGCUUUUGCGAUAAAGCGGUUUAUGGAGACCUACCUUCCCAUUAGGCAGUUCUAUUAUAACCUGAUUCAUCCUGAGUACAGCGCCGUCACAGAUGUCUAUGUGCUGAUGUUCCUCGCUGAUACUGUUGACUUCAUCAUCAUUGUGUUUGGAUUCUGGGCAUUUGGUAAACACUCAACAGCCGACAUCACUUCAUCUUUGUCGGAGGAUCAGGUGCCAGGACCUUUUUUGGUCAUGGUCCUGAUCCAGUUCGGCACCAUGGUGGUGGACCGGGCCCUCUACCUCAGAAAGACUGUUAUGGGAAAGGUCAUCUUCCAGGUCAUCCUGGUCUUUGGGAUCCACUUCUGGAUGUUUUUUGUCCUGCCUUCUAUCACAGAAAAGCGUUUCAGCGAGAACACAGUCGCUCAGAUGUGGUAUUUUGUCAAGUGUAUCUACUUCGGGCUGUCAGCCUAUCAGAUCCGUUGUGGUUAUCCAACCCGUAUUCUGGGAAACUUCCUCACCAAAAGCUACAAUUACAUCAACCUUUUUCUGUUUCAAGGGUUCCGCCUGGUACCUUUCCUGACGGAGCUGCGAGCAGUGAUGGACUGGGUUUGGACCGACACCUCGCUGUCUCUGUCCAGCUGGAUCUGUGUGGAGGACAUCUACGCUCACAUCUUUAUCCUCAAAUGCUGGCGAGAGUCUGAAAAGAGAUACCCCCAGCCGCGAGGCCAGAAGAAGAAGAAGGUGGUGAAAUACGGGAUGGGAGGAAUGAUUGUGAUGCUGCUGAUCUGCAUUGUGUGGUUCCCUCUUCUCUUCAUGUCCCUCGUAAAAUCCGUUGCAGGAGUUGUUAACGCUCCGCUAGAUGUGUCUGUCAAAAUCACCCUGGCUGGUUUUCAGCCGAUUUUCACCAUGAGUGCUCAACAAACACAACUGAAAGGUGUGACAGAAACGGAUUUUACCAACUUUUAUAAUGAAUUUCACCCUAAGGAUGGAUCCAAAACAAGUGAAGCCAUGGAAUGGCUAGAGAAAUACGUUUCAGAGGACCUGAUCAUCGCUGAACUGAAAGGCAGUUCCAACUCUCUGUGGACCAUCAGCCCACCCAGCAGAAAAAACCUGAUACAGAUGUUAAACUCCUCGAACGAGGAAUUCCCCAUCACUGUGUCCUGGAGUGUACAAAGAAAUCUCAGUCUUGGUGCCAAGGCUGAAAUAGCUUCUGGAAAAAAAGUGAUGACUCUAAGCAAUGAAACAAUGGCUGAUCUUAAAAAGAUUCUAGAAGGCACACCAAACCACACAGAAGUGAUCAUACCAAAAAUCAUCCCUCGCUAUAUUCGAGCCCCCAGUGAUUCAGAUGCCACACUUGUCGAGCAGCUGCCCAACAAUACGUUUGACAUUCUCCUCACCUUAAAGCGAGGCAAUGAAUCCGCAAGUCAGGUACAAGAGUGGUGGGUUGUCAACCAGACAGAGCCUGGUCUCAUUUACAACAAGAAUCAAACACGUGAGGCCGGCCUGCAGAUCUACAUAUUCAGUGACCAAGUCAGCCCACCCAGUUUGGGAUUUCUGGCUGGAUAUGGAAUAAUGGGCCUGUAUGCCUCUGUGGUUCUGGUCAUCGGCAAGUUUGUGCGUGAGUUUUUUAGCGGCAUCUCUCACAACAUCAUGUUUGAGGAGCUGCCCAAUGUGGACCGCAUCCUCAAGCUGUGCACCGACAUCUUCCUGGUUCGAGAGACAGGGGAGCUGGACCUGGAGGAGGACAUGUACUCUAAACUCAUUUUCCUCUACCGCUCACCAGAGACUAUGAUCAAGUGGACCCGGGAGAAAACUCAGUGAGGGGGACAAAAUGACUGGAGUCGGGUCAGAGCUUUUCAGAGAUGCUGCGUAGUCACUCUGUUGGUCUGAGCAAAUGAAGAGCAGCUUUGUCUUCCUCAGCUGAGCUCAGAUGGCAGCAUUACAGUGUUAGCGUCACAUAGCAACACAUUUUUGAGAUAAAAACUGGGGUUUUUACAAGUUGAUGAAAAGCAACAUUAACAGACUCACUACUGAAAACUGAGCACAAAUACGCAGGUGCUACCUUCAUCUGGCAAAGUUUGGCCUCCAUUGUUGAAAUAUGCAGCUGGUGUGCAGCUGGAGAUCUUUCAGGAGACUUUUCUAAGACGUGAAGAAGAGUCUCAUCACUUCUGUAAGAUGAGAAUUUUUCCUCUGACAUUCAAAUGGUAGGUUGUGAGAUAAACUGCCUGCAGCAUCACUCUUUAAGGGCUUCCCACUGACAAAUAUGUGCACAAUGGUGAUAACUCGAGUAAAAUCUCAAAGUUUCUCCAACUGGAACGUAUGGAUCAUGGGACGGUGCAAUACUGAGCUCCUGUUCUUCAAAGGUUUAGAAGGAUGAGAGCACCAAAAAAAAUAAAUAAAUAAAUAAUAAAAAAAAUGUCAUUCACAACCAAGAAACUUUAACUUAAAGACAUCUUUUUCCUAAGUCUCUGAGGCACUAUGAAGACAAAAAGCAGAAAACAUGAUCAGACAAUCUUGCCUUAGUUUGUUUUUAUGAGAAGAACUGAAACUUAUGGAUUCCACAUCUUUCUCAGGAAGAGCUGUUUUCACAGAUACUCAUUGUGUAUGUUGUAUGUUACCAUAUGUAGGCUUUGGUGGAUCUAACUGAUAGAACAUGAGAUUGUAGAAAAGGAGAGAACUAUUUAAAUGGCAUGAAAUAUAUUGUUGGUGUUGUAUAAAUGGACUGAUGUUGAGUUUGUUUACUGCACAAAGAUAGAAAUUCAGCACAGUGGAAGUUUUUCUUUGCAGGGAAUGAAAUCUUUGCCAGUCGUCCACAUCUCAAUCAUCUGCAGGUUGGCUGGUGUUAAGAUCGAUAGAGCGCUUGCGAUAUUUAUCAGGCUGUAGACUGUUCUUCAUCACUUUUGAACCUCAUUGUUUUUAAAAAUUCACACAUUUGACAUUUGAUUGCUUUGAUGUCCACAGCUCUGCAUCCGGCCAACAAGGAAGAAAGAAGCAGACACACAGAAAAAGCUUCCCAACACAAAAGGCUGAAAGAUGGAGCCUUUUGGUCCGAACUAUGCAUUAGAGGACAUUGUAGCAUGAGUGAAAAACUUCAUUAUUGCCAUGACUAAUUCCCAGUACAUGUACAUAGGGGUUACAUUAGGUGGUCAGGUCACAGCGGAAUAAAAUGUGAACCUGUUUGUUAAGGUGGGGAGGUGUGAUGGAGGUCCAGAAAUGUGCAAAUAAAAUAUGUAGAAAA